AUGCCCCAAGGCGCCCUCAAAAAGUCAAAACAAACCAAAAAAUCCUCCUCAAAAGUCGGUCCUCGCGUCAUCGCCCCCAAAAAGGCCUCUAUCGCAAAACAGCGCAACACCAUGAAAAAGCUCUCCUCGGGCAUGGCCGCCAGAACCGAGCACAGUCUGGCCCAGCGCGCGGGGCAUCUCGAGUUGCUGGCGAAUGCAAAGAAGGAGAAGAUGAAGGAGAAGAGGGCGGAAUUUAAUAAAAAGUGA
Messenger RNA from Talaromyces rugulosus, 246 nucleotides. RefSeq lists its product as uncharacterized. The transcript has 2 exons. The record is from RefSeq and is a predicted model, not a curated record. Bases 1 to 246 code for a protein of 81 amino acids. NCBI's taxonomy places the organism in Eukaryota, Fungi, Ascomycota, Eurotiomycetes, Eurotiales, Trichocomaceae.